Capsella rubella is the source of this 1234-nucleotide messenger RNA. Its product is annotated as myb family transcription factor PHL7. The record is from RefSeq and is a predicted model, not a curated record. Gene Ontology annotation, molecular function: DNA binding; DNA-binding transcription factor activity. The transcript is spliced from 7 exons. Bases 174 to 1034 code for a protein of 286 amino acids. Lineage: Eukaryota; Viridiplantae; Streptophyta; Magnoliopsida; Brassicales; Brassicaceae.
CGACUGGAAGGUUUUUUUUUUUUUUUUUUUUUUCUGUCGAGGAGGACUCUGCUGCGUCGCCGCCCAGUACUAAAUCAAUCAAUCGGGCUCAGUAAACACAAAAUCUAAGCAAGUUCGGAAAAUGGAGGGACGUCGUCUGAUUCUGGUAUAGAUCCAUCCACCCCACAGCCCUGAUGGAAGCUGACAACGGAGGCACCAAUUCUAGUCAUGCUUCCAAACAACGUUUGCGUUGGACGCAUGAGCUACAUGAACGCUUCGUUGAUGCCGUUGCUCAACUUGGUGGCCCUGAUAGAGCUACACCCAAAGGCGUUCUUAGAGUGAUGGGUGUACAAGGAUUAACUAUAUAUCAUGUCAAGAGUCACUUACAGAAAUAUCGACUUGCAAAGUAUCUUCCAGAUUCGUCUGCUGAAGGGAAAAAAAUUGAUAAAAAAGAAUCUGGAGAUAUGCUCUCUGGGUUGGACGGCUCGUCUGGAAUGCAGAUAACUGAAGCCCUCAAGUUGCAGAUGGAAGUUCAGAAACGAUUGCACGAGCAACUAGAAGUGCAAAGACAGCUGCAACUACGGAUAGAAGCACAAGGGAAGUACUUGAAGAAGAUAAUUGAAGAGCAACAACGACUCAGUGGAGUACUUGGCGAACCAUCAGCCCCAGUAAUAGGCGAAUCAGAUCCUGCAACCCCUGCCCCAACCUCUGAGUCUCCCCUUCAAGACAAGUCUGGCAAGGAAUGUGGACCAGACAAGAGCCUCUCAGUUGAUGAGUCUCUUUCAUCUUAUCGGGAGCCUUUGACACCAGACUCGGGGUGUAACAUUGGGUCUCAGGAUGAGAGCGGAGGGGAAGAGAGAUCAUCAAAGAAGCCUAGGUUGGUGAGAAGCGCUGCUGGUUAUACACCUGAUAUAGUAGUGGCACACCCCAUACUAGAAUCCGGCUUGAACGCUUCUUACCAUCAGUCAGACCAUACCCUCGCCUUUGACCAUCCAUCUACAUCGCUGCUUGGGGCUGAAGAUCGAUUGGACAAGGUUUCAGGAGACGAUCUAUGAGUUGUAUCACGUGGCAUCUGUAGUAGAGUUUACCACAUGUAGUGUUCUGUCUAUCCUUGUCCCUAUUAGUUAGCAGUUUCUCUAGUGAGGCGAUCACAAUUCUCUAAUUCUAGACACUGCCACUAGCAUGAACAAUGAAUAUAUAUCGUGUUGUGCUGUAAUUUGAUAAACACAAAAGAAAAUUACUCUUAUUCCCAACA